This is a messenger RNA of Closterium sp. NIES-65, 2343 nucleotides long. The record is from the annotation of a GenBank genome assembly. Lineage: Eukaryota; Viridiplantae; Streptophyta; Zygnematophyceae; Desmidiales; Closteriaceae.
AUGGCGCUCUCGCACUCGAGUCUACUCAACCUCAUCCCCGCUACUAAAUCAUCCGACUCCGUCACUGGUGGUACAUCAUCAGCGGGAUCCAUACCAUCCGGCCGACUACUACCUUCGUCCACCAUCUCCUCUAGUCUUCGUCAUGUGCUAACUCCCUCCCAAUCCUUAUCUUCUGCUUCGCAUAAUGCCGCCUCCUCGCUCUUCCCCUCGCCUCUGCACUCGUUUCACCACGUGUCGCUUCCGCGCACCACCACCGCCGGGGCUGCGCCGGCUGCGCUUUCCGCGCACCCGCGUGCCAUGCUCCCACAAACCUCCCCAUUUCCUCAAGCCUCACGGGCGGCCUCCGCGUCGCCUGAUCAAGUCGCACUCGCAGCGUCCGCGGCGCCGACAAGCAUUUUGCGUUCCGAUAAAGACGCGCAGUCGUUUUCCAACGCACCGCAGCUUAAAGAGCGCAGCGCGCAGGUUCUUUCGGAGCUAAGGAAAGCAUCCGCCGCUGUUACGGUGUCCACCGCGUUUGCGCUUUCCGCGGGUUGCUGCGCGCCAGGCGCGGCGCUUGCGCUGGACCAACUCCCCCCUCCCGUUCCGCCUUCAGAGUAUCACGUCGCCAUUUCGACGACAGACAGCGCCGUAAAAUCCGGUCUACUUGCUGACGAGUUUAUCUCGCAACUAGAGUCUAUACCUUCCGCUCCUGCACUUGCCACGUCAGCAUCCCCAACCCCGGCGUCAUUAACGCGCCAGGUUUCACUGACAUCCGCGGGAUCCUCGGGCAGAGUGGUCUCGCCCGAGGCGCAGGAGGAGGCGAAGGCAAUGCUAGUGCGACAGCUGGAGGAGCAGGAUAGGCUGAGAAACGCUGAAGAGCGGAUGUGCGACGCGGUUCUGUCGCCCGUGAAGCAGGGCAUCGCAGGUCCCGACUCCUCCUCCUCGCCGGGUCGCUCGCGCUCCGUCACCUGGGCCGACUGCGCCGCGGACUUCCCGGCUGACGUCAUGGUUCCGCUAUCGCUCUCACCCGGCGGGAGCUUCAGCGGUGCAAGCGGAGACGGCGGAAGCGGGAGCGGAAUGCGCAGCAGCAACGGGUCGAUCGUGGCGGAGCCCGCAGUGUACAUGGGACCGGUUGGGGGGGGCGCGGCGGUGGCUUCCGCCGCCAUGGGCGGAGUUGCGACGGGCGGCCCGAUCGCCGCAACUGAGGUGUCGUUCGCGGGAGCGGCGGCGGCGAGCCUGACCUUGGAAAGCGCCGCUGCUGCUGCCAUCGCCAGCUCGUCUGGAGGUCUCUCCGCGAAGCUCGCGGCGAUCAUGGGCCAAUCGCUGCAGCAUUUCGGCGUCGGCGGAGUGGCGGGCGCAGUGGGCGCAGCGGCGGUGUACCCCUUAGACACCAUCAAGACGCGCAUGCAGGCGCAGCGCAAGAUCAAAGAGGCAGAUUCGGAUUCAGACGACUCGGGUCGAGACGGCGCGAUCGGCGCGAACGGCGCCCAAUUCCACUCCGCGGCCGGAUCGUCAACGUCAACGUUAGCGUCUGCGUCACCGUCUCUGUCUCCGACGCAGACGCACGUGCAGUACCGCGACGAGUGGGACUGCUUCCUCCGCAUGGUCCGCGAGGAGGGCCCCGCGGCUCUUUACAGCGGGCUCGGCGCGCAACUAGUCGGAAUCGCGCCGGAAAAGGCGAUCAAACUGACCGUCAACGAGGUCCUGUUGGCCAUGCUCGAGUCGACUAUCCCCGGAACGCGUCUGUGGGUCCUCGAGAUCAUCGCGGGCGGCGGCGGCGGGUUCUGCCAAGUGGUGUUCACGAAUCCCGUGGAAAUCGUCAAAGUUCGCAUGCAGGCGCGUAAAAAGCUCGCGACAGGGUCGUCCGCGUCGUCGAGUGAUUCGGAAGCGGAGGGCGCGGUAACUUCCGCCUCCGCCGCCGCCGCCGGCGCGAGCGGAGCGGUAGUAGCGGAGCCGCAGCAGCAAAAAGGGAAGACGUCGUGGCAGGUGGUGCAGGAGCUGGGUAUUCGCGGGUUGUACAGCGGUUCGAGCGUGACUCUAGCGCGCGACGUGCCGUCGACCGCGCUCUUCUUCGCGUGCUACGCGGCGCUGAAGCAGGUGAUGCCCGAUCAGACGUUCAUCGACGGGUGCCUCGCCGCGGUCCCCGCCGCCUACCUCGUGACGCCUAUGGACGUAGUUAAAACGCGCAUGCAAAUGGAGCCCGAGGAGGGGAAGGAGACGUACCCGAACGCGUGGGUGUGCGUUAAGGAGAUUGUGGAGGAGGAAGGGCUCGGCGCGCUGUUCAAGGGUGGCAUUGCGCGCGUGCUGCGCAUGAGCCCGCAGUUCGGAAUCACGCUCAUGCUGUACGACAUGCUGUCGCAGUAA